Messenger RNA from Felis catus (domestic cat), 1109 nucleotides. RefSeq names its product interleukin 9 (gene IL9). The record is from RefSeq and is a predicted model, not a curated record. NCBI's taxonomy places the organism in Eukaryota, Metazoa, Chordata, Mammalia, Carnivora, Felidae. The coding region runs from base 393 to 818 and encodes 141 amino acids. The transcript has 5 exons.
UAUCAGCAUUUCCAAUAAAGUAAAAAGGGGAAAAUACAGACCUGGGCUUUCAUGGAAAGUAUUCUAACUCUCACAACUAGAAUAUCUGCCUUAAAAAAAAAAUUAUGGUUUUUAGAUCUUUAACUUUUCCUACAGCAUCUCAGUACCCAAAUUUUGAAAAGCAUCUUUUCUGGGGAAUGAUAUUUCCUAGCACAGUAUAACAUAGUCUUUGCCAAGUGACUCAGUUCAAUGUAUAUAUGUAUUUUUCAAUGUCAAGUGGCCCAAACUUACAUAGAAGAAGUGGGCACCUGGUAUCAGUUUGAUGUCAGGGUUUUUCCAGGUUUGCAAGAGGGAGCUUUAAAUACGACUCGAUUUCAAGGCAACUACAAGCCACCCUGCAGCUCCAAGUCAAGAUGCUCCUGUCCGUGGUCCUUGCCUCUGCCCUCCUUCUCUGCUCUGUGGCCAGCCAGAGGUGUUCGACCUUGUCAGGGAUCCAAGAUGUCACGUACCUCAUUAACAAACUGCAGGAACAUCCACCUUCAAAAUGUGACUGUGGCACCAACGUGACCGAUUGUUUGUGUCUGCCCAUUCCUUCUGACGACUGCACCACACCGUGCUUCCAGGAAGGGCUGUCCCAGAUGACCAACUCCACGGUGCAAACAAGUUUCCCUCUGAUCUUCAACCGACUAAAAAGAAACGUCAAAGACCUAAAGAGCAGCAAGUGCCAGUUUUUUUCCUGUGAACAGCCGUGUAACCAAACUGCAACAGGCAACGUGCUGACGUUCCUGAAGAGUCUCCAGGAAAUUUUACAGAAAGAAAGGGUGAAAGGCACAGUAUGAAGAUGAAAUAUUAUUUAUGCUAUUUAUUGAAUUUAAAAGCCUCCUCUUUGAGUUGGGGCAGGUAAAAACAUUUAGUAAAGCCAUGAUGAAUCAAAUUCAGUUGUAAUAAUGUGUUUAAAAUUAUUUCUGUAUUUUGGAAUAAAUAUAUAUGAAGAAAAAGAACACAGUCUGGUCGCUAGGUGUUUAUUCACUCCUUGCUGCUCAGAAGAAAGCAAGCUACAGGGGCACCUGGGUGGCUCAGUCGGUCAGGCAUCUGACUUCGGCUCAGGUGGUGAUCUCACAGUUUGUGAG